AUGAAGGCACCAGCGUGGCUAUGCUUUACACAUGUAGGGAGGAGAAAUUUUGGGAGUUCCUAUUUGACGAAGAAGCUGAAGACGAUAAACGACCGGGCACUCAAGUACCAUGAGGAUUAUAUAAAAUCGUUAGAUAUUCUGGAGGGGAAGAAUAGAAGCGUAAUGAAGGAAAUUUUUCCGAAUAAGAAAAGCGAAAUAAAUGAUUUAUUUUUUCAAAGAUAUGGAAAAUCGAACGGAGUUGAUACAUCCAAGGGGACAGAAAACUUGGACGACGAUGUAGAUUUGUUGGAUCUCCAUACAUCAGAAAGGGGUCAGUAUCAACACGAAAUGAAAAGUAUGACAUUAGACGAAUUCGGAAGUGUAAGGGUUAUACAUAACGACAUCCUGGAGGAGGAGGCGGACUGCAUGCUGAUCCCGAUGGUAUCAAACUUCGUGCCUUUAAGCGGAUUUGGUGCGUAUGUACUACACAGAGGAGGGCGAGAAUUAGUGAAGGAAAUAUUUAUCACCAUAAAGGCACUAAUUAAGAAACGAAUAGAUGUAUUAAAUGAACAUAGAGAAGAAUACCUAUCGGGAAGCAAGGACAAACUUAGCAGCGAAAAAGAGUUUAAAAAUAUGAUUAAUAAUGCAAAGUCGUUACAAGUAGGAGACGUUAUUUUAUCCAAGCCUCACAACGUUAGCGACAAAGUAAAAUUAUUGGCCUUUUUAAUAAUGCCAUAUUUCUGGCAAGGAAAUAAUUAUGUAUCUUCAAACAAGUUAAGAUAUUCUUUCGCUAGUGCGUUAAAACAACUAAAUGAGCUAUGUAUUUCGUCAGUCAUCCUACCUGAUAUUGCAUCCGGCAUUUAUGGCUACGCACCAAGUAGCUCUAGUCACAUCCUGCUGGACGAAGCAGUCGAAUCGAUUCUACAGAUCGGUGCCACUGUUCCUGUGUAUAAUUUGAAUUCCAUUUCUGUUGUUGAUAAGGAUAUAAAUACAUGCAAAACAUUUAGUGAAGCACUUGAAGAUGUGUCCAGAAAUUACCUUCCUCACAGAAAAGUUCUUCCUGCACCCAAAUACUGGAAUGUCGUGAAUAGGAGACUGUUGGAAAUUCCAUCCAAUGUCAUUAAUUUUUGUAGGAAGCAUAAUAAAAUUUCUUUUAGAAAAUAUCAUGGUAUUAUCAGGCGUAAGUUUCAACAUUAUUAUAGUAAUAUUAGGCCCUUUAAAUGGAGAGCAUCUAGGGUUAUCGAACCGAACCCUUUUCUUGUCUAUCAAAAUUCUGGUGAACCUAGCUCCUAUCAGUAUGGCCCCAAGCCUUACUACUACAAGGGCGUAUCCCACACUCUUUACAAUAUUGGUAAGAAGGGCUUGCUUAACAUUCGUGUCGGUCGCCAUGGCAAGCUACAGGCGUUGAAGAAUGUGUCCAGCAUUUCGCUCGAGACGAAGCCGCGCCUU
Messenger RNA from Plasmodium cynomolgi strain B, 1428 nucleotides. RefSeq lists its product as hypothetical. The annotation marks the transcript as partial. Lineage: Eukaryota; Apicomplexa; Aconoidasida; Haemosporida; Plasmodiidae. The transcript has a single exon. The record is from RefSeq and is a predicted model, not a curated record.